UUAAUCAAUAACUACUUCAUCGAUUAAAGUAAUUCAAAGUCCUUUUUUGACUCAAAAGAUUGUCAUCGGAGUCAGCCUAAACAUGUCUUCUGAAUUCGCCUUUUCAUCGAGACGAUCCCCGCUCGUUUGUCUCCACGGCUGCUCGUCCUCCAGCCAGCCGUUGGCUACGGGCAUUGGACUGGACAUCCUGAAACGGGGCGGGAACGCGGCCGACGCAGCGGUUGCCAUGGCAGCGGCCCUGUCAGUCACAGAGCCGUGCAGCACGGGUCCCGGGGGAGAUGCCUUCUGCCUCUUCUACGAUGGAAACACCGGGGAUAUAAGUUGUCUAAACGGCAGCGGCCGUUCCCCCAGAGCCCAGACCCUGGAGCUGCUGGAGGGGCGUGGCUACAGCGCAGAGGCCCCGCCCCCUGCCUUUGACGCUCUAAACAUCACAGUCCCCGGAGCCCCAGCAUGCUGGUGUGACACUGUGCAGAUGUUUGGGAGCCACAAGGUCUCCCUGGGCGAGGUGUUGGGCGGGGCCGUGCACCUCGCCCAGGAGGGGGUUCCGGUUGCCAAGGUAGCGGCCUACCAAUGGGCACACUGGGUGGACGCCAUGCGGCAUGCUGGGAAGGAACUGGACAGCGACCUUCUGGUGGAAGGGGAGGCGCCACGGCACGGACAAGUGUUCAGGAACCCCGCCCUGGCCAGGACCUUCAGGGAGCUGGGAGAAAGCGGGAAGCCAGGCUUCUACCAGGGAAGAGUGGCUCAGGCCGUCGUUGACGUUAUCCACCAAAACGGCGGGGUCAUGACCCUGGAUGACCUCAGCGGCCAUGACAGUGAGGUGGUCACUCCGAUCAGUACAGACUACAAGGGCGUGCGUCUUUGGGAACCCCCUCCCAACAGCCAGGGCCUGGCCGCCCUGUUGAUGCUCAAUAUCUUGGAGAACCUUCCGCUGCAAGAUCUUGGCCACAACAGCGUGGACUACGUCCAUCUCCUGGUGCAGGCGGUGAGCCUCGCCCUGACAGACGCGUUGCAUAACAUAAGUGACCCGGACCAUGUGAUCAUUCCUCUGGACCGCCUAUUGGAUAAGACCCACAGCCGCCAGCUUGCCCAGCAAAUCAGCAUGGACAGGGCCAGUGAGGUGGGUGCACCAGCUGUGACGAUACAGGGCGACACUGUGUACUUCUGUGUGGUCGACUGCCAGGGCAACGCAUGCUCCUUUGUCAACAGCAACUACAUGGGCUUUGGCUCAGGCCUUGUGCCGAGGGACUGUGGCUUCUCCCUCCAGAACCGGGGUGCUAGUUUUUCUCUGCGUCGUAACCACAGCAACUGCAUCGCCGGCGGUAAACGCCCAUACCACACCAUAAUGGCCGCUCUCGUCACCGGCCCCGCCUCCGUCGGACAGAAGCCCCGCCUCCUGGCGGCCCUCGGAGUGAUGGGCGCCAUGAUGCAACCGCAAGGACACGUCCAGGUGCUGCUGAACAUGCUGGAGUUUGGAAUGGAUCCUCAACAGGCCUUGGACGCUCCCAGGGUCUAUGUGGAGUACGACCAGAAAGCUGAUCAGUGGCUGGUUCAUUUGGAGGAGGGAUUUGGCAAAGAAGUUUGCGAUGAGUUGAGGAGGCGGGGCCACCAAGUAAAUUGGCCAAUCACAGGAUUUAAUCGUUCGCGAUUUGGUCGAGGACAAAUCAUUACAGUUGGUGAUUGGUGGAAUCCAUCUGUCCGGCAAGCUGCUCAUCCAACCAGAGUUCUGUGGGCGGGGUCGGACCCCAGAGCAGACGGGUGUUCGCAAGGCUACUAGACCUGCUCCAAGUAUAUCAUUAAUUAACAUAUUUUAAAUUGAAAUAAUAUUAAAUCAAACACUUGAUAAUAUUAAAUCAAACACUAAAUUAAUUGAUAUUCUUAAUCAGAUCAAUCAUGUUUUUAUUUUAAUUAAUCAUUCACAGUUUACCAAUAAUCUAAGCAAGUUAAUUGUUAUUUACAGGUCUAUGAUGACCAAAUAAAGAGUGUUUUUUUUUUUAUCCAGACAAAACGCGGCUCCCUAUUUACUUUUGUCUGUCGGCCUCUCUUUCCUAUAUGUCGGCGAUGUUGACGCUUCGCAGAAACGGGUCAGUCGUAUAUAUCUCUGGGGGUCAGCCCACUAGCAGCAGGAAGUGAGUCAUGGAGCGUUCCCUGCUUCCUGUUUGAGUCAGUAGUUGCGAAGCUGUCCAAUGACCCCCAUUGUCUUUUCAUGACUAUGACACCAUUCUCCGGCGCACGCACGCACACACACACACACAAAUACACACACACACAUUUGAAUGAUUUAUUCAGGGUAAACAAUUUAAAAUAAAGGCCCAAAUAUUUUCAAAUGUGACUGAUCAUUACCCUUCAAUCGGGCAAUGGGUUGAUUGCUGAUGAUGAAUGAUGGGGAUGAUCAUAUUUGGCUUCUUCUCUUGUAGAACGCUGCGUGCCUAAUGUCCUCACCUCCACCCAUCCAAUGCAUCUGUGCUUGCAGCAUGUCCACAGUGACGACCUAUCGGUGUGAUGAGA
Gadus chalcogrammus (walleye pollock) is the source of this 2508-nucleotide messenger RNA. RefSeq names its product glutathione hydrolase-like YwrD proenzyme. Lineage: Eukaryota; Metazoa; Chordata; Actinopteri; Gadiformes; Gadidae. The transcript has 12 exons. The record is from RefSeq and is a predicted model, not a curated record. The coding region runs from base 83 to 1777 and encodes 564 amino acids.